Molecule: messenger RNA, 2895 nt
Organism: Copidosoma floridanum
Lineage: Eukaryota; Metazoa; Arthropoda; Insecta; Hymenoptera; Encyrtidae
Biological process (GO): anatomical structure morphogenesis; cell differentiation; regulation of transcription by RNA polymerase II
Molecular function (GO): RNA polymerase II cis-regulatory region sequence-specific DNA binding; DNA-binding transcription factor activity, RNA polymerase II-specific
Source: RefSeq, a predicted model, not a curated record
UCGACGCGGGGGAACGAUGAGCCGUUGUCGAGGUAAUCGACUCGUCGCGGAAGCACCGGGCCUUGAUCGGCGGGAAGUGCCAUUGGAUCGUGUUUUCUCCCGGUUGGAGUUGGCCACCCGGAUCCACUUGGCGACGCGAUGAUUGUUCCCUCCCCCCCUUGAACAAGAGGUGAGAGACUUACUUCCCUUGUCGCUUCGAUAGCUUUGGGGUUCUUCGAGCCCGUGCUUGGCGUGGCUUGUCGCUUCGGGUUUUAAAUGCUGAGCAUGGAAAUGGAGGGCAUGAUGAUGAUGAUGUCGAACGCGUCGUGCGACGGCUGCGGCGCCGACAGCGACCGCGACUCCGACGGCAGUAGCAUGAUCGUCGACCCGGUCAGCCUCGACAAGAACGACGAGGACCUGUCGCCCCGGGCACCGUCCAGUCCGACGCUGCUCGCCAACUACCACAACAACAACCACCUGUACCACGCCACUGGUGUCGGUGGUGGUGCUGGUGGCAAGAGCUCGUCGCGCAAUCGCAACCGCAAGAGGAUGACCUACUCGAUGAUGUCGGCGAGUCAGCAUAGCAACGGGAGUGGGAGUUAUUCGUCGGACAAGCUGUCCUCGUCGCUGAUAAAGCCGCCGUACUCGUACAUAGCUCUGAUAACGAUGGCGAUACUCCAGUCGCCCCAGAAGAAGUUGACCCUGAGCGGCAUCUGCGAGUUCAUAAUGUCGAGGUUUCCCUAUUACCACGACAAGUUUCCCGCGUGGCAGAACUCGAUAAGGCACAACUUGUCGCUGAACGACUGUUUCAUCAAGAUACCGCGGGAGCCGGGCAACCCGGGCAAGGGCAACUACUGGACCCUGGAUCCCCUGGCCGAGGACAUGUUCGACAACGGGAGCUUCCUGCGUCGGCGCAAGCGCUACAAGAGGCCGCCCCCGCACUACGUUCUCCGUGACCGGGCGAUCAUGGCGACCUUCGCCAUCUGCGGUGGUGGGGCAGUGGGAGAUAGGGGGCCCUGCCAUCCCCACCACCACCACCACCACCACCAUCCCCACGGGGUGAUGCCGUACCCCGCCGGGGCGUACUUGGCGGCUGCGGCGGCGGCGGCUGCCGGGGGUCCCCAGGGGGCGACCGGGGCCUUGCCCCUACUGGACUUUCCGUCCUCGGCGCUGGAGGCGCUCAAGCUGCGGGGUUUCCUCGAGGCCAGCCAACAGCAGCAGUCGGUGCAGGCUCCUUUGUACAAGCCGGUGCCGAUAAGCGCGCCCCCCGCCACCCCGAGGCAGCCGCUCGGUGGUAAGGGCGCCCCGGCCACGGUAGCGUUGGGUGCGAACGGUUUGCCGGGACAAUCGGGGAGCUCCGGGGAGAAGAGGCGCAGCUUCAGCAUCGACGCGCUGAUCGGCAAGCAGGCGAGCUCGUGCAGUACCUACGCGGCGGAGCAGGCCAUGGGGGGCCUGUUGGACCUCAGUCCGUCGGAGCACCGGGAGAUCAGGAGCCAGGCCUCGGCCUUUUCCCCGCUCGUCUAAGGAGUGCAUCCAUACAUGCAUAUACGCCGAGCAGACCAAAGAUUCUCAUUGUCAUUAUUAUUAUUAUUAUUAUUAUUAUCAUCAUCAUUACUAUUACUACAUGUAUAUGCGUUUUUGUGUGGGUGAGAUAGUCGACGGCCUCGAUUGAAAGUGCAAUAAUUAUAUGUAUACCGAGUAAUCAAAGAUAAUUUCCCUCCUCCCCCCCCCCCCCCAAUAACCCCCGCGAGAUGUGGGACCAUAAUUCAACUUUUUGUGCGUUUUGUCGAUUAUUGGUGCGAGAACGUUUGCACAUCUAUACAAGUUAUCCCGAUGGAAUUUCCCGGACGAUUCGCCGGGGGUUUCCCAAAUUGUUGGACGCCGUGAUAUUGCGAUGUAUAGUUGUGUCGGGUCGUGCGUUGUAGUUUAUUUUUUUUUUUUUAGUGUACAUGAAUCGGAUCUUGCUGAUUGAUGAAUGCGUCUUUGGUAUUUGUUGUAGAUUUUAUGUUGCAACUGUCGAGCCUCUGCAUCUCGGAAAAUUAACUUUUGCGUCCAAGUUCGCGAUGUUUUAUUGUGUAUUUUAAUCUCUUUGGAUAUACAAUUUUCAAGUACUACCCCGUCUUUUCUAAAGUGAUGUAAAAAUUGUAUAAAUUUAUUAUGUCUGUACUAAAACUAUUUCUGGAAUUAAAAUCACCCAGAGUAGCCAUUGAUCGCGUUUUAUUGAACUCUCGAGUACCAAAGUCAAUCAAACGAAAACAAAUUUCUUUUUCGUUUUUUUUUUUUUUGCGAUGCAGAGCUCUGACGGAUUAGUACAUAUAUAUACAUGUAGAAGCAUUGUAAAUACACAAUAGCUCUAUUGUUCCAAUGUGUGCUGAGCACUCGACGAUUCCAGUAGCAAUUUUUUUUUUUUUUUUCUCCAACACAUUGCGCGUGUUGUACUUACAUUGUAUUCGAUGGUAACAUCGAAGCGAGAACGCGUGUACUGUAGUGUACAUAAUACAUAUGCAAGUCAAAGUGUAGAAUUAGGUUUCACGAGGUAACGCAUAGGGGAAAGAAAAAGAUAAUAUAAUAUAGUAUUAUUAGACAAAUGUUUAAAUUGUUUUUUGGGUUUAUUAAUUCGCACCGUGUGUGGUGUCACGUUGAUCUCAGGAUGCGCGUUUGCGUCGAUUUGUGGAAUGAUCGAGUUUGUACAUUAUGAUACGCUAAAAAUGAAAACACAAAGCAUAGUUUAAAUAUUGGUUGAAACGAUUACUUUUCCGCUUGAUUUUCACACGUGGUGUGACGCGUAUGAUUUACAAUCGGUAUCGUUAUCGUUGUCAAACAAUAGCGCAAAUUGCAAGUUUUCCUCGACGUCGUGUUGAAAAAAUUAUUGGUAAAUAGUGAAAACACGUUUCGCGUUGACAAAAAAAAAAAAAA